Pyrenophora tritici-repentis Pt-1C-BFP is the source of this 1149-nucleotide messenger RNA. Its product is annotated as DesA, Fatty acid desaturase. Gene Ontology annotation, biological process: ceramide biosynthetic process. NCBI's taxonomy places the organism in Eukaryota, Fungi, Ascomycota, Dothideomycetes, Pleosporales, Pleosporaceae. Gene Ontology annotation, cellular component: membrane. The record is from RefSeq and is a predicted model, not a curated record. Gene Ontology annotation, molecular function: sphingolipid delta-4 desaturase activity.
AUGCGGUCUUCAGUCUCUACUGCUACAGUGCCGUCAAAGGAGCCUACCCCUCGAGGUUUUACUGUAAAGGCAGAAAAGCAGGAUGAGCCGAUUGGAGAGAAUGAACACGACCACUUUUUCUGGACAUACACCGAAGAGCCGCACAGGACACGGCGAAUGGCCAUUAUCAAGGCACACCCAGAGGUAACGAAACUCUGUGGUCCCGAACCUCUUACCAAAUACGUCGUUCUGCUCGUUGUAUCGAUACAAGUCCUUUGCGCAUACCUCCUUCGCGAUACGCCAGUGAUUUCAUGGCCUUUCUUCCUCACCGCAUACGUAAUCGGUGCUACGGCGAACCAGAACCUCUUCCUCGCCAUUCACGAGAUCUCACACAACCUUGCAUUCCGAUCGCCACUGGCAAACAGAGUCUUUGCCGUCUUCGCGAAUUUGCCUAUUGGUAUCCCGUACAGCGCCUCUUUCAGGCCCUACCACCUGACACACCACAAGUCGCUAGGUGUCAACGCUGAUACUGACCUGCGACUGCAUCGAGCAUCUUCUCGACUCGUGCUGCAAGCCUUCUUUGCGACAUCCAGAUCCUCUCUACGCUCUCCGACCCAUGUCGUCUACAGCCUACCAAUGACCAAGAUCCACCUCUUCAAUGUCGUGGUACAAUUGGCCUUUGACUACGCACUCGUCCAGUUUGCAGGAGGAAGGGCAUUAGGAUACCUGAUCAUGAGCAGCUUCCUUGCGGGCUCGCUCCACCCCUGCGCAGGUCAUUUCAUCGCUGAGCACUACGUUUUCGAGAAGCCGAACAAAGACGCGUCAAACUCUGUCAACAAGAUCCCGCUCCCUGAGACGUAUUCGUACUACGGCCCCCUUAACUUCUUCACGUACAAUGUCGGCCUGCACAACGAGCAUCACGAUUUCCCCGCCAUCCCUUGGACCCGUCUCCAUGCUCUCAACAGAAUUGCGAAUGACUUCUACAAGGACUUGCCACAGCAUAAGAGUUGGGUAUACGUAUUGUAUCAGUUCAUCUGGGAUAAGGAUAUCAGCCUCUGGUGCCGUGUAAAGCGCGAAGAGGGCGGACGCAAGGUUGGCGCUGGGAGUGGCUGGAACGAAGAGGAGCUGGGCUCCAAUGAGAAGAAGGGCCCCAUUCCGGGUGUUCGAUAA